AUAACCGUCUUCUCUCUCUAAACAUAAAGGCGGGAAAACGAUUCCCUCUCUCUCGUCGACGAUCACUUCACUCUGCCAACACCGCCAUACCUCACCCUCAAAGCGCUCUCUCUUUCCCUUCUUCUUCGUUCUCAUCGGUGCUCUGAAAAUUCACAUUCUGAAUCUGCAACUAGCUAAGAUUUCUUCUCUGCAGUUUGAAUCUCCUCGCAGAAAAUGGAGACAAUCAGGCCAGCGUGGGCUGUCAAGGCUAUCUUCGUGAUCGUUUUCACUUCUGCUCUGUUCCGAUGCGUCUGCGGCGUCAACAUCACCGUCGGUGGAGCUUCCGGCUGGGAUGUUCGAUCCAACGUUCAGGCCUGGGCUUCCACCACCACAUUCAAUGUCGGCGAUGAUCUCGUGUUUUCAUACACGCCGGUGAACGAUGUGGUGGAGGUGAACCAACAAGGUUACGCCACGUGUACGAUCGCAAACGCCAUCGGCACGUACGACACCGGAGAGACGGUGAUCCCCCUCACCGGACCCGGAACCCGCUACUUUGUCUGUGGCCGACUGGGCCAUUGCCAGCAAGGGCUCAAAAUCGAGGUCCCAGUUCAGGCCCAGCCCAAUAACAACGCUACCAACGCUAACAAUAACAACGGAACCAGUGCCGAUCCAAACCGUCGCGGCGGAAGACGCUCUCCUCCUCGACGUUCUCCUCCGAUGAUCCGCCCUCCUCCGCGCCUUUCUCCUCCGCGCCGGUCUCCUCCUUCUCCCGGGGCUUUUCCACCUGCGCCCGGGCCUUGCAAUUGUUCCAGUGCUGAGGAGAGCCAUCAUGUGCUGUUGAUGGUGCCAUUGAUUACCAUCGUAAUCACCCUCAUACUCCUUUCUUCUCCGCCUAUUCGCAUCUAGCUGGUCAUUCUUACCACGUCACACUGGAAAUUUAACCCAUGUUUCUUUCUUGCAUUUCGUUAUAUGAAUAUUGCAUUGUGUGAUUUUGGGUUUGUUUGUUCAUUGUUCUGUUGGUGUAUGUGGAAUUGUUCUGUUUCCUUCUUGGAAUAACUCAGCUCACGGUACUCUAUUCCUCAGGCAUGUAUGAAUGUUUGAUUCUGUGAUUUGGGAUUGUUUGCC
This is a messenger RNA of Lotus japonicus, 1104 nucleotides long. Its product is annotated as blue copper protein-like. The transcript has 3 exons. The coding region runs from base 214 to 885 and encodes 223 amino acids. The record is from RefSeq and is a predicted model, not a curated record. Gene Ontology annotation, molecular function: electron transfer activity. Gene Ontology annotation, cellular component: plasma membrane. Lineage: Eukaryota; Viridiplantae; Streptophyta; Magnoliopsida; Fabales; Fabaceae.